AUGGCAAGCACCUGGCAAGCCAGGUUACUGGAACUCGUGCAUGUCACCACUGAUCCUUUUUUGACCAAACUUCUCAAGGCGGAUUCACACGAUGAUACAAAGUUGAUGAAUCUUAUUCAGAAGUCAGAUAAUAAUGCAGAACAAAUAUUCAAAGAUGCAAUCAUUAAAGCCAUGGAUGAAUCAAUGUUUCGACCAAACAUCCCCCGUGAAGUCAUCAAGAGAAAACUGGAAGCAGAACUCGAUGAUGGCAGUAGAAAAUUCCCCAAAAAUAGCAUAACUCUAGCGAGAGAAAAGAAAGUAUCCGAAGUACAAUCAUUAAAAACCCAAGAAGAAGCUACUCUUGAAGCAUUAAACGAGUUUCUUGAUAAAAGCAUAAACGAACUAGAGAUAUUAUCGGUUCCAGAACACUACCCACUUAAACCGCAAACCGUGUCUUCCUUAGCCGAGCUUUACUAUUUAACCCAAACACUUCCAUUGAUUAAACUUCUUCCUGCUAGUCAUAAAGUCUUGAUGACUGAAAACUAUGAACUGGCAUUAUUGGAAGGAAAAAUAGCUGUAUUAUAUUCACGCAUUGAAGAACUCAAACGUCAAGGGAAAUGGUCAUUAAGACAACCACAAAAGUUCUAUGAUCCUUUCACGUAUUUGAAAAAGACCAAGAAAAAGACAUUUUAUUGGGAUAACGUGUUGCAAGAAGCAAGAUGGAUGGCCGAGGAUUUCAAGCAAUCAGCAAGACUUAAGAAAUGGUGUUGUGUGACCAUAGCCCAAGCUGUUGAAGAAUAUUGGGUUCUUGGUAAACAAGUAUGUAUAAAGAGAAAACCAAUCAAGCAUAUAGAAGAGAAGACUGCCGAGGAAGCCAAUACUGAGCUUGCGGAAGAUUCAGCUCAAAUUGCAGUAGCAGAACCAGAAACAAUCGACGUGUCAGCCUUGAAUGCAGAGGGUGAUGACGAAUCCAAGAAAACCGUGAAUGAUGAAAUUGAAAUUACAGAAUUCGAACCAACUCCUGUUGUGCCCCAGAAACAAGAUUCAAUAUUUAAAGUCUAUUUGGAUCACAAUGAUUUGAAGAAGAUUGAUCAGUCUAUUAUACAAAACCUUCCCAAAUUUACCGCUUUUGACGACGACGAAAGUACUUAUGCUCCAUCAAAGCCAUUAAAACCUACCGAACCCCCUAUUGCUCCAGUAUCGAGAUUAUUACAUCCAUUUGAAGAAGAUGACUCGUGGUACAAGAUUGUAUUGAGAGACCCCGGUACCGAGAAGAAUACCCAGGGACCCCCGGAAUAUCAAAAGGGAUUAUUUGGAUUCCAAGCCCAUCGUCGAUUCAGCACAUUGAAACCACCGAAGCCUCCUUUAAUCAAGAAUAUUGAGUUUAGAUCUCCGACAAUUUGGCUUCCACAAGAUGACAAAUAUCUUAUUCAUUAUGUUGCUGAAUUCUGUUUUAACUGGGACUUAAUAUCCGAACAUUUACUGGCACAUUCAUCAGCGGCAAGUUUCAAAAAAUAUGAGUCAAAUAUUGAAAGAAGAACUCCAUGGCAAUGUUUUGAAAGAUAUAUUCAAUUAAAUGAAAAGUUUCAAUUUCUGGACAUGAAGGGAGUAUAUGCUUAUCCAGCCCAACAAUGGCUUGAACAAGCUCACCGCACCCAACUGACCACCAAAAGAAGAAUUUCUCCAUUGGGUGUAGGUACAGAUUCCAUCCAACGGGGCCACAGAAGACUUAGAUGGGCAUCUAUGUUUGAUGCUAUGAGGAAAUGUAUGAAGAAGAGAGAAAUUGCAUUGGCAAAGAUGAAUCAUCGUAGAUCUACCACUGAUUACCAAGGCUUUAACCAAAGUCAGCAACAAACCCCAACGCAAACACAACCCGUCAGGCAAUCCUCAGAACAACCAAAUUCAGCUAACCAGGAAGUUACUCCAGUCAAGAGAAGUACAGAUAGAGUACCUACUCCUGGAGAACUUUCUAAAUUGAAAUUUGAAAGAGAUAAGUCUAUACAGGAAGCAUAUUUGAACCAACAAGCCACUAGAUCUCGUAUGAUGGCUGCUGUGGCACAACAACAGAAUCAAGCCAAGGCUGGAGGAAGUGCACCACCACAAGCACCAAUUGCACCAGGACAAGCACCAAGACCAAUAGUGAGUCAACCUCAACCUGCACUGGGUAUUCCUCGUGCUCAACAACCAGUUCAAGCUAGACAGCCAGGCCCCAAAAGUGAAGGUUGGAAUUCACCCGCGUCUAUGGGUAGUCCACAAACCAACAAUAUGGUAUUACCACAGGGGCAAGUACCUGGUAUGACUAGAGUUGGUUCUCAAAAUGGAGUUCCAUAUCAACAGCAAACGGCAGCUAAUCCACCACCACAAGCCAAACGUCCAACCACACCAAAUGGAACACCACUUACCAAUGAACAAAUUCAACAAUUGCUACAAUUGCAAAAGCAAAGACGAUUGAUUCAACAACAACAACAGCAGCAACAGCAACAGCAACAGCAACAACAGCAACAACUUCAACAACAGCAGCAACAACAGUCAGCACAUUCGUCACAACAACCUUCUCCUCAACUUCCAAUGAAUACUAUGAUGGCGCAACAACCUAUCAACUCACCAAAUCUUCAAAAUAUGCCUAUCAACCACCAAGUGCCAGUAGCUAAACCAGUUCAACAAUCCGCUCAACCACCACAGCAGAGAACUCGUAUACAUUUUGCACCUGCACAAGUUUCCGCGAUUAUAAACUCUAUUCAAUCAAAGAACCCAGGGUUUACGAAGGACCAAGUGACGAAGUUAGCUGCACAAUACCUCGCUAGCCUACAACAACAGCAACAACAGCAACAGCAGCAGCAGCAACAACAACAACAACAACAACAGUCUAUACCAUCUCAACAACAAACACCAACCAGGUACGACCAAAAUUCACAGCGAGUUGCAGGACAGCAAAGAGUGCAACAAAUGCAGCCUGUUGCACCGGGUGCAAACAACAGAAACUUUAACCAAAGUCCGAAUCCCAGGCGAAUUCAAGCACAAUCAUUAACUCCAGAAGAACGCCAACAAUUGCAAAUGCUUAAGGCCACUGGAACAUCACCUUUAGCUCAAGGGUACCUUCAACAGAAGAUGCCAGUUCAGCAACAACAACAACAACAACAAAAGCUACAAUCAGCAUCUCCCAUAACUGGUUCUCCAAACAUGUCAUAUUCAAACAAAGAAUUGGAAGAAAGAAGAAGAAUACUUGCUCAAAGACAACAAGCCGACCAGCUGAUGCAAGGACCACAGAGUUUUUCAUCAGGCAACGGACUGCCAUUCUCAGAGUAA
This is a messenger RNA of Spathaspora passalidarum NRRL Y-27907, 3285 nucleotides long. RefSeq names its product Vid21p (gene VID21). The record is from RefSeq and is a predicted model, not a curated record. The transcript has a single exon. Bases 1 to 3285 code for a protein of 1094 amino acids. NCBI's taxonomy places the organism in Eukaryota, Fungi, Ascomycota, Pichiomycetes, Serinales, Debaryomycetaceae.